Rotaria socialis is the source of this 483-nucleotide messenger RNA. The record is from the annotation of a GenBank genome assembly. Lineage: Eukaryota; Metazoa; Rotifera; Eurotatoria; Philodinida; Philodinidae.
AUGAAUAUAAUAUGCCGUACGAUAAUUUCUUCUCUCCGUACAACAAAUCGACUACAUAAAAAUCCCUUAAUAACAGCUGUGCGACAUCAUGGUGAAUACGAAUGGCAAGAUCCAAAAUCAGAAGAUGAAGUUGUAAAUAUUAGUUUUAUUAAUAAAGAUGGCAAACAUGUUCCUUUACGUGGUAAAGUUGGUGAUAAUCUUCUAUAUUUGGGACAUCGUUAUGGUGUAGAAAUAGAAGGUGCUUGCGAAGCAUCGUUAGCUUGUUCGACUUGCCAUGUUUAUGUAAAAGAAGAAUAUCUUGAUAAAUUACCCGAACCAAAAGAAGAAGAAGAAGAUCAACUGGAUUUAGCUGCGUUUUUAAAAGAUAAUUCACGAUUAGGUUGUCAAAUUGUUCUAAAAAAGAAUCUUGAAGGGGCAGAAUUUACUUUACCACAAGCAACUCGAAACUAUUAUGUCGACGGUCAUAAACCAAAGCCACAUUAA